Labeo rohita (rohu) is the source of this 10670-nucleotide messenger RNA. It is a transcript of the gene triob, whose product is annotated as trio Rho guanine nucleotide exchange factor b. The record is from RefSeq and is a predicted model, not a curated record. Gene Ontology annotation, molecular function: protein binding; ATP binding; protein kinase activity. The transcript is spliced from 58 exons. Bases 216 to 9266 code for a protein of 3016 amino acids. Gene Ontology annotation, biological process: protein phosphorylation. Lineage: Eukaryota; Metazoa; Chordata; Actinopteri; Cypriniformes; Cyprinidae. Gene Ontology annotation, cellular component: cytoplasm.
CUCAGGAGCGCCGCCGAUCGGUACCGACACCUCUCCAGCGAGCUAAAGCCAAGAUGGAGGGUCCGUGCUCAGCGAGUACAGGAACGAAUCCCCGCACUCCAGUCUUCGCUUUCCAAUGAAGAGGAUUUAUUCCCGAUCAGUCACUUGAUCUAGGAAAAUCGACACUGAUCCGUUUGUUUGGGGAGCUUUGUUGAGGGAGAAUCAUUGAUCCGAGGAUGAGUUCAGGGGAGGGAGAGGACACAUCUAAGGAGGCGGCCGACAUAGCGGCGUUUUUUAAAUCCGAAUGUUCUCUUCCAAAAUGUGAACCCAAGCUUGAGUUACCUAGUCACACAGGGUUCCACAGAAAUGAAGACAUGAAGGCCAUUGAAGUUCUUCCCAUACUUAAAGAGAAGGUGGCAUUCUUAUCAGGUGGAAGAGAUCGGCGUGGAGGGCCAGUCCUUACAUUUCCAGCCAGGAGUAACCAUGACAGAAUACGACAGGAGGACCUCAGACGACUUAUUGCGUACCUCGCAGGCAUUCCCAGUGAGGAGGUGAGCAGACAUGGUUUUACGGUCAUCGUGGAUAUGCGAGGAUCCAAAUGGGACUCUAUCAAACCUCUUCUGAAGAUCCUACAGGAAUCGUUUCCUUCCUGCAUCCACGUCGCUCUCAUCAUCAAGCCUGACAACUUCUGGCAGAAACAGAGGACGAAUUUCGGCAGUUCCAAGUUUGAAUUUGAGACCAUCAUGGUGUCCCUUGAGGGUUUGACCAAAGUAGUUGAUCCUUCUCAGCUGACUCCAGACUUUGAGGGCAGUCUGGAUUAUGACCACGAGGAGUGGAUCGAAGUUCGAGUGGCCUUUGAAGACUUCACGAGCAAUGCCGCUCGCAUCCUUUCCCGUUUGGAAGAACUCCAAGACUUGGUGUCCCAGCGGGAGCUCCCGUCAGACCUGGAUGGGUCUCGGCGGGCUAUGGAGGAACACGCCUCCCUAAAGAAAAAGGUCACUAAAGCUCCUGUUGAGGAGUUAGAUACUGAGGGUCAACGCCUCCUUCAGCGAAUCCAGUGUGGGGAUAAAGGCAGAGGAGAUAUCCAGGGAUUAGCUCCAAAAGUCCAGGCGCUUCUGGAUAAACUUCACGCCACACGCCAACAUCUGCACCAAUCCUGGCACAUGCGCAAAGUCAAACUGGAUCAAUGCUUCCAGCUAAGACUCUUUCAGCAGGAUGCAGAGAAGAUGUUCGAUUGGAUCGUCCAUAAUAAAGGCCUGUUCCUGACAACUUACACAGAGAUAGGAGCCAAUCAUCAGCAUGUGCUCGAGCUGCAGACCCAGCACAACCACUUUGCAAUGAACUGCAUGAAUGUGUAUGUGAACAUCAGUCGGAUCAUGUCCGUGGGGAACAGGCUGCUGGAGUCAGGUCACUAUGCAACCCAGCAGAUACAGCAGAUCUCAGGUCAGCUGGAACAGGAGUGGAAAGCAUUUGCCGCCGCACUGGAUGAGAGGAGCACGCUGCUCGAAAUGUCUGCUAACUUCCACCAGAAAACCGACCAGUAUAUGAGCAACAUGGACUCAUGGUGUAAGGCCUGUGGAGAGGGAGAACUUCCUUCUGAGCUACAGGACCUAGAAGACACCAUCCACCACCACCAGGGUCUCUAUGAACACAUAACCGCUGCCUAUUCUGAGGUAAGCCAGGAUGGCAAAGCCCUACUAGAUAAGCUACAGCGGCCUUUGACCCCAGGGAGUGCAGAUUCACUGACAGCCUCAGCUAACUACUCCAAGGCGGUGCACCAUGUACUAGAUAUCAUUCAUGAGGUUCUGCAUCACCAGAGGCAGCUGGAGAACAUCUGGCAACACCGCAAACUUCGUCUUCACCAACGGCUACAGCUCUGUGUCUUCCAACAGGAUGUCCAGCAGGUUUUAGACUGGAUUGAAAACCACGGUGAGGCGUUCCUGAGUAAGCACACAGGAGUAGGGAAGUCUCUGCACAGGGCUCGAGCAUUACAGAAACGUCAUGAGGACUUUGAAGAAGUGGCUCAGAACACCUACACGAAUGCAGACAAACUCCUGGAGGCGGCAGAGCAGCUGGCUCAGACAGGCGAGUGUGAUCCUGAGGAGAUCUACCAGGCCGCACACCAGCUGGAAGAUCGUAUCCAGGACUUCGUAAGACGCGUUGAACAACGCAAAGUCCUGCUCGACAUGUCUGUAGCCUUUCACACUCAUAGCAAAGAGCUGUGGACGUGGUUGGAGGAGCUUCAGAAGGAGCUGCUGGAUGAUGUUUAUGCUGAGUCAGUAGAGGCGGUGCAGGAGCUGAUCAAACGUUUCGGUCAGCAGCAGCAAACCACGCUGCAGGUCACCGUCAACGUCAUUAAAGAAGGGGAGGAUCUCAUCCAGCAGCUCAGAGACUCUGCAAUCUCCAGCAAUAAGACUCCUCAUAACAGCUCUAUGGCUCACAUUGAGAGUGUCCUGCAGCAGCUGGAUGAGGCCCAGGCUCAGAUGGAGGAACUGUUUCAGGAGCGGAAGAUCAAACUAGAGCUCUUUCUCCAGCUCAGGAUCUUUGAACGAGAUGCCAUCGAUGUCAUCUCAGACCUGGAGUCAUGGAAUGAGGAGCUGUCUCAGCAGAUGAAUGAGUUUGACACUGAGGAUCUGACACUAGCUGAGCAGAGACUGCAGCAUCACGCCGAUAAAGCUCUCACCAUGAACAACCUCACCUUCCACGUCAUACACCAGGGUCAGGAACUCCUGCAAUACGUCACAGAAGUUCAGGCCUCAGGUGUGGAGUUGUUGUGCGACCGUGAUGUUGACAUGGCAACACGGGUGCAGGACCUGUUGGAUUUCCUGCAUGAGAAACAGCAGGAGCUGGACGCAGCUGCAGAGCAGCACAGGAGACACCUGGAGCAGUGCGUGCAGCUCAGACACUUACAGGCCGAGGUCAAACAGGUGCUGGGUUGGAUCCGUAAUGGGGAAUCAAUGCUUAAUGCAGGUCUCAUCACAGCCAGCUCUCUACAGGAGGCAGAACAGUUACAGCGGGAACAUGAGCAAUUUCAGCAUGCUAUUGAGAAAACCCAUCAGAGUGCAUUGCAGGUGCAGCAGAAAGCAGAGGCUCUUUUACAGGCCAAUCACUACGACAUGGACAUGAUCCGUGACUGCGCAGAGAAGGUGGCGUCUCACUGGCAGCAGCUCAUGCUGAAGAUGGAAGACCGCCUCAAACUGGUCAAUGCCUCAGUGGCUUUCUACAAGACAUCAGAGCAGGUGUGUAGUGUGCUGGAAAGUUUAGAACAGGAAUACAAACGAGAGGAAGACUGGUGUGGAGGUACUGAUAAAUUGGGACCAAACUCAGAGUCUGAUCAUGUGACACCCAUGAUCAGUAAACACCUAGAGCAGAAAGAGGCCUUCCUCAAGGCAUGCACACUAGCAAGACGCAACGCUGAUGUCUUCCUCAAGUAUUUACACAGAAACAGUGUGAAUAUGCCGGGAAUGCUCGCACAUGUCAAAGCCCCUGAACAACAAGUCAAGAACAUCCUGAACGAGUUGCUGCAGCGGGAGAACCGGGUUCUGCACUUCUGGACCAUGAGGAAGAGAAGGCUUGACCAGUGUCAGCAGUAUGUGGUGUUUGAACGUAGUGCCAAACAGGCUUUGGAAUGGAUCCAUGAUACAGGAGAGUUUUACUUAUCCACACACACCUCCACAGGCUCCACUAUACACCACACACAGGAACUGCUAAAAGAACAUGAGGAAUUCCAGAUUACAGCCAAGCAAACCAAAGAGCGGGUAAAGUUGUUGAUCCAGCUGGCUGAUGGUUUUUGUGAGAAGGGCCACGCCCAUGCAAGCGAGAUUCAGAAAUGGGUCGCCUCAGUGGACAAACGUUACCGUGACUUUUCCCUCCGCAUGGACAAGUACCGUUCCUGCCUGGAGAAAGCGCUCGGCCUGUCCACUGACUCCAACAAAGCGAGUAAAGAUCUGCAGUUGGACAUCAUUCCAGCCAGUGCUCCUGGUGCAGAGGUCAAACUCAGAGAUGCCAACCAUGAACUCAAUGAGGAGAAACGCAAAUCAGCCCGCAGAAAAGAGUUUAUUAUGGCGGAGCUCAUUCAGACCGAGAAGGCAUAUGUGAGAGACCUGCGGGAGUGUAUGGAUACAUAUCUGUGGGAAAUGACCAGCGGUGUGGAGGAGAUUCCCCCGGGGAUUGUCAACAAAGAGCACAUAAUAUUUGGCAACAUGCAAGACCUAUACGAGUUCCAUCACAAUAUUUUCCUCAAAGAACUGGAAAAAUAUGAACAGCUUCCAGAGGAUGUGGGUCACUGUUUUGUCACGUGGGCGGAUAAGUUUCAGAUGUAUGUGAAUUACUGUAAGAACAAGCCUGACUCCACUCAGCUGAUUCUGGAACAUGCAGGGACCUAUUUUGAUGAAAUCCAGCAAAGACACAGGUUGGCUAAUUCCAUCUCAUCAUACCUUAUUAAACCGGUUCAAAGGAUCACCAAGUAUCAGCUGCUGCUGAAGGAGCUGUUGACAUGUUGUGAGGAGGGUAAAGGAGAAAUUAAAGAUGGCCUGGAGGUCAUGCUUAGUGUGCCCAAAAGAGCUAAUGAUGCUAUGCACCUCAGCAUGCUGGAGGGUUUUGAUGAGAACAUUGAGUCUCAGGGUGAGUUGAUUCUGCAGGAGUCAUUCCAGGUUUGGGAUCCAAAGACUCUGAUUCGUAAGGGCAGAGAGCGGCACCUCUUCCUCUUUGAGAUGUCUCUCAUCUUUAGCAAAGACGUCAAAGACUCCAAUGGCAGAAGCAAGUACCUCUACAAGAGCAAGCUCAUGACCUCAGAACUAGGAGUUACUGAACAUGUGGAAGGCGAUCCAUGUAAAUUUGCACUCUGGGUUGGACGGACACCUACCUCAGACAACAAAAUAGUCCUAAAGGCUUCAUGUAUUGAAAACAAACAAGAUUGGAUUAAACAUGUACGUGAAGUUAUCCAGGAGCGUACCAUCCAUUUACGGGGGGCACUCAAAGAGCCAAUUCACAUUCCCAAAGCCACAGCAACCAAACACAAGGGCAAACGGGAUGGAGAGGAUCUAGACAGUCAGGGUGAUGCAAGCAGUCAGCCAGACACCAUUUCCAUCGCCUCCCGCACCUCCCAGAACACACUGGAUAGCGACAAGUUGUCCGGUGGUUCAGAGUUGACGGUGGUUAUCCACGACUUCAUGGCCAGUAAUGGAUCGGAAUUGACUGUUCGUAGAGGUCAGACGGUAGAGCUGGUAGAAAGGCCCCAGGACAAGCCUGACUGGUGUCUGGUUCGCACCACUGACCGUUCACCUGCCCAAGAGGGCCUGGUUCCCAGCUCCAUGCUUUGCAUCGCCCAUUCCCGAAGUAGUAUGGAGAUGGAGGGCAUUUUUAACCAUAAAGACACGCUCUCAGUCUCCAGUAAUGAAGGAGGACUUUCGGGCAGUGCCACGCUGCAGCCGAGUCAUUUGCAGAGCUCUCCUGGACCCAAACGGCCCGGAAAUACUCUGCGCAAGUGGCUGACCAGCCCAGUCAGACGGCUCAGCAGUGGUAAAGCAGACGGCCAUGUGAAGAAACUUGCACACAAGCACAAGAAGAGUCGAGAUGUCCGCAAAAACGCAGAUGCCGGCUCACAGAAAGACUCAGAUGACAGUGCCGCCACACCACAAGAUGAGACCAUUGAGGAGAGGAUGAGAAAUGAGGGAUUGAGCAGUGGCACUCUCUCUAAGUCUUCCUCUUCAGGGAUGCAGAGCUGUGGUGAGGAGGAGGGGGAGGAAGGGCCAGACUCGGUUCCCCUGCCGCCCCCUAUGGCCAUCCAACAGCACAGCCUUCUGCAUCAGGAAUCCCAGGAGGACAAGGCUACUUCCCGUCUGUCUGGACGUCCCAGCAGUUCAGAGACACCGAGUGCAGCUGAACUGGUCAGCGCCAUUGAGGAACUUGUCAAAAGCAAAAUGAGUCUGGAGGACAGGCCGAGUUCUCUCCCUGUUGAGCGAGGAGAUAGCAGUAGCCCUUCCUGCAACCCAUCAGAUAACUCCCUCCUGUCUUCCUCUUCUCCCAUCGACGAGAUGGACGAACGCAAGACUGGCUUCCUCAAGAGACGACACUAUGUACUGCUGGAACUGGUGGAGACGGAAAGAGACUACGUGAGAGACCUUGGUGCAGUUGUGGAGGGCUACAUGAGCAGGAUGAAGGAGGAAGGUGUACCUGACGACAUGAAGGGCAAAGAUAAGAUCGUCUUUGGGAACAUUCACCAGAUUUAUGACUGGCAUAAAGACUUCUUUCUUGGUGAACUAGAGAAGUGCUUAGAAGACCCUGAUAGACUCGCACCCCUGUUUAUCAGACAGGAACGAAGACUUCACAUGUACAUUGUGUACUGCCAAAACAAGCCCAAAUCAGAGCACAUUGUUUCAGAGUACAUUGACACAUAUUUUGAGGAUUUAAAACAGAGGUUGGGCCACAGGCUACAGAUCACAGAUCUACUGAUUAAACCAGUGCAGCGGAUCAUGAAAUACCAGCUCCUGCUGAAGGACUUUCUCAAGUUCUCCAAAAAGGCUGGUUUGGACACUGUAGAAUUAGAGAAAGCAGUAGAGGUGAUGUGUGUUGUUCCGAAACGCUGCAAUGACAUGAUGAAUGUUGGACGCCUACAAGGAUUUGAUGGUAAAAUUGUAGCCCAAGGAAGACUGAUUCUGCAGGACACCUUCAUGGUCUCAGACCAGGAUGGUGGUCUCCUUUCCCGCAUGAAAGAGAGGCGCGUCUUUCUUUUUGAGCAGAUAGUUAUCUUCAGUGAACCCCUGGAUAAAAAGAAGGGCUUUUCCAUGCCGGGCUAUCUGUUUAAGAACAGCAUUAAGGUCAGUUGGUUGGGUCUAGAAGAGAGUCCUGACAGUGACCCUUGUAAGUUUAUUUUGACCUCAAGGUCAUCGACUGGCAGUACUGAGCACUAUGUCCUCCAUUCCUCCAACCGGGCGGUUUGCCAAGUCUGGAUCCAGCAGAUCAGCAGCAUCCUGGAGAACCAGAGAAACUUCCUCAAUGCACUGACUUCACCCAUUGAAUACCAACGGAACCAUGUUGGGGCAAGCAGUCUGGGUGGACCCAGCAGCAGUGGACUUCCGGGAGGUAGCAGCAGCUCUGCCAUGGGUCCCAGCUGUGGCUCUCGGUCCAGAGCUUCCCGAAUCCCUCAACCUUCUUCACGUCUCCCUCAGCCUGUGCAGCAUCAUCACGCCCCCGCCCCAGAUGACCGCACUUCAGGUACGUGUCCUCUUCCUGACCAGGAUCUAAACGGUGAGGUCCCUAGGAUGCGGGUUCUGGAGAGCCCCCUGAAGGAGCUACGCGAGGAUACCCAAUCAGGGACACUCAUUCCAAGAGCCACAGUCACACCCCUGUCUCUCACCCUAACAAAGCCCCGUCUCAGAGUUCCCUCGCCCAUUCUCUCCCCCUUGAAUCCUCAGAACUUUACAGUCCAGAAAGGUUCCCCGUUUUGGGCCUCAAUACCAGUCUCGCCUACUGGCAGGCCCGGCUCUUACACAGAGCAGAGUGACACGUUGAGUCGCAACCAGUGUCAGACUCGCAGGCACUCCGCCCACAGUAAGGAGUUGGACCGCAUCAGUACUUGCUCCUCCACCAGUGAGCAGUCCCUGCAUUCCACUCACAGCAAUGGGAGUGAAAGCAGCAGCAGCAGCAGUGUGUCAACCAUGUUGGUGACCCAGGACUAUGUGGCUCUAAAGGAGGAUGAGAUCAGUGUGUAUCAAGGAGAGGUUGUGCAGAUAUUGGCCUCUAACCAGCAAAACAUGUUUCUAGUUUUCCGUGCCGCCACAGAACAAGGCCCAGCAGCCGAGGGCUGGAUCCCCGGCUACGUUCUGGGUCACACCUCCACCAUCAUUCCUGACUACCCUGAUGGAACUCUCAAGAAGUCCUCAUCGUGGCACACAGCUCUACGCAUCAGACGAAAGUCCGAAAAGAGAGACAAAGAUGGAAGGAAAGAGAGCAAACCAGAAAAUGGCUAUCGCAAGUCUAGAGAUGGAUCAGCCAAUAAGGUUUCUGUAAAGCUUUUGAAUCCCAACUACAUUUAUGAUGCAGUUCCCCCAGAGUUCGUGGUCCCCCUGAGUGAGAUGGUGUGCGACAGGGGCGACAGUGUAACUCUCCGCUGUAAGAUCUGUGGGCAGCCUAAAGCCUCGGUCUGUUGGAGAGGGCCUGACCAGAGCACUCUUAGCAAUGGUGGAAGACACACAAUCACACACAGUGAGACAGGGGAAGUGACCCUCCGUAUCUCACCUGCCACUCUGGACGACAGCGGCACCUACACCUGCAUCGCCUCUAACGACGUGGGCUCAGUGACAUCUUCGGCCUACCUCAGGGUGCUUGGCGCUUCCUGUGACGGCAUCCUCUGGAAGGAUAACUUUGAGUCCCUCUACACUGAAGUCAUGGAACUGGGAAGAGGCAGGUUUGCCGUCACUAAGUGGUGUGAGCAAAGAGGAAGCAGACGAUCAGUGGCCGCUAAACUAGUAAAUAAGAAGCUAAUGCGUCGAGAGCAGGUGGUUCAAGAGCUGGGUGUCCUACAGUGUCUUCAGCAUCCUCACCUGGUGGGCCUGCUGGACACCUAUGAGACCCCAGCCAGUUACGUUCUCAUCCUGGAGAUCGCUGAUCAAGGUCGUCUCCUGGACUAUAUUGUUAGCUGGGGGAACUUGACAGAAGAAAAGGUGUCUCUUUACCUACGGGAUAUUCUAGAAGCUUUACACUACCUUCACACAUGCAGGAUUGCUCAUCUUGACUUGAAGCCCGAGAAUGUAUUAAUCGAGCAAACGUCAACCCAGCCUCUAGUCAAGCUGACGGAUUUCGGUGAUGCGGCACAUCUCUCCAACACCCCGUAUAUCCACCCUCUGCUGGGCAGCCCAGAGUUCUCCGCCCCCGAACUGGUGUUAGGUGAACCUGCGGCUCUUGCAUCUGACCUCUGGAGUCUAGGCGUGCUGGCGUACGUGAUGCUCAGCGGGGCGUCUCCUUUCCUGGACGAGAGUGUCGAGGAGACCUGCCUCAACAUCUGCCGUCUCGACUUCAGCUUCCCGGAGGACUACUUCCGUGGCGUGAGUCAGGCGGCACGGGACUUCGUAUGCAUCUUACUCCAAGGCGAACCGUGCAGACGUCCCUCUGCGCAGGUUUGCCUGCGUGAGGAGCCAUGGCUGCAGCCCAACAUGGCCUCCGCCGCAGCUCGCCUUGACACUUCCAGACUUAUCUCUUUUAUAGAGCGGAGGAAACAUCAGAACGAUCUACGACCCGUGGCCAGUUUCCGAGCAUUCCUGCGUAGCCGCCUACUUAGCCAGACCUGAGAAAUACGUAGAGUGGAAAUCCAACAGUAAUCUUGUUCUUCUGCAGUUCUGAGUAGGAUAUUAAGGAAAGUAUUGGUGAUAAUUAGGAAAUAUGCUGAAAUCUCAUCCUCCUUUUAGAGUAAUUCUGAAAUGGGUCUCUGUUACUGUAACUGCUGCUGACAAAACUCUGAAGUUCCCCUUUCCAACCCUUCAAAAAAUCAUUUUAGCUACAUGUACAUGUUCUCUCUUUGUAUGGACAAAACUCACGAGAAAAAAAAAUGUGAAUUAAGAAGGGGGGGAAGAUUCUUUUGAAGGUUUUUUCCCUGAGCCAGAAAGGUUUAGCCUCAUGUUCGGACAGUAUUUCAAUCAGGUUGUUUCAGUGGAGUACUGUAAUUUGAAUAGCUACAUUCAGGAAAGAUUACAUUUUGUACAAAUCAUGUAUAGAAGCACAGUAAAGAUGAUAUCUUUAUCCUGAACGUUUUGGAGAAAAAAAUAUUUAAAGAUUUAAAGGGAAGUAAAAUCGGUUACACUAUGGCAUUCAUCUCAAGUUCCAUGUUUAAUAAACAUACAGUCAUAUUGGAAAACAAUCAUAAAUGAAACGACUUUUUAACAGCUGCAACUCUUUCGGACAUGGGGAGUAAAAGAUAAGCUUUUCAUUUUAACUCGCAUCUGUCUAUCAGCCUUAUGUUGUAAAUAAACUGGACCUGCCUUCAUUCAUGUUAAUUUGCAGUGUUUGGAAUGCUUUCUCAUUGGCUGAUCAUGACUUUCAACUGACCAGUUAGAAUACAAGCUGGAAAGCCGCCGAAGGCAGGAAGUAUUGGUAACCACAGCAAAUGUGCACUCUUUGUAACAUGUUGAAAUGUGCAAUGUUGGGGCUUUAACAUUUUGCAGCUAUUUAUAAUGAUUCGUGUUAAAUCAACAUUGUUAAGUACAUGUAUCAGCCACUGCGAGUUGAGAUAUGAUGUGUCCGUGGCUCUUUUGCUGAGUUUUCUGUGUUCAGUAUUAUUUUGUAAGCUUAAGCCUCAUUGGUGAAAAAUAAUUUGUGUCUUUGUCACACUUUCGUUAUGAAUGUCGUUAUUUUUUAUCGUUAUACCAAAGUUAAUCCUCAUGUACCUAAAUGCUUCUUCUCCCUGUUUGGUGGUUAUAAUUUGUAACAAUAAGUUAUGAAUGCAAUUCUGACUCCUGGAGCAGGAGUUUACUUGUAUUGAUUGUUGAUUUAUUUAUUGUGUCUUGUUCGGUUUUUGUUAAUCGAAUUUAAUUGAAGUAGUGCUUCAUAUUGUCGGAAUAUUAGGAAUUUUAAUUUCCAUAUCUGCUCAUGGUAGCAGUAGUCUGUUGAUGUAAGUUUGCAUGACUAAAUGACGAGAAUUAUUCUGUUUUCAGUUCACUUUGUUUUAAAUACAAUGAGAUGAAUCGUUCCCCAUGUAC